ACCUGGCGUGUCCCUGGGCCCUAGGACCAGCCCCAAUUCGAAAUGGCGGGUGAUCGGCCGAGCACCGAUCUGGUCGGCGUGGAAGUCGGAGCGGUGCUUUUGUUUGGCGCCGUGAGUCUAGUUCCGAUGGGAGUCCAGUGAUGUGAUUUGAUUUGGUUGCAGUUUCUUCUAAUCCCCGCCUUUCCCCCUCCCCCUCCAUCCUUCAGUUUUGCGCCCCAUCCCCAGGAUCACCCUUGAUGCAUGAGAGAAUUUUCCAUGCAUUGGCCGGUUUCUACGAGGGUGGGCGGUGUCGCGUUGGGGACAGACGGGGAAGGGAAGGGGAGUCCGCGUGGGAUUGACAAACAUGUGCUUGCCCUCCUGUGUCUCCCAUCUUCCGGCCUUUCCCUUCUCCCUGUUUCUUUGAACCCGACAAGAAAGAAAAACAAAAAAAGAAAACGAUUUGACCCGAACCGGAAAUCCGACAACAGUGUCAUUAUUAUGCGCCAUCAUCGUCGAACCGCAGCAGCAGAAGCCCGUCGAGGCCACGAACUCCACCCGGAACCAGCCAAUGACACCGCCCGCCAAGUCACCGUGGAACGAAGGCUAGAAGGACAGACCCGGUCGGGCCACCGGGGGGGCCAUACGUACAGGAAUCUUGUCCGGACUAAUCCGCCUGGGAUUCUGGGACUCUCGGCUUUGGGUGAGGUUUACGCCGUAGGGGUUGGCGUUCCCGUCCUUCGUACGAUAGUCCUGAUACGGCUUUCUUGUCUCGUAGGUAGGGUCUUGGGUAGAAUCCACCGGACCCUCUUCCCUUUUUUUUUCCUCCCCUGAUUUUCAUUUCCCUACCGUCUAAGGUUCCAUCGAAUCCUAUCGAAUGUUUUUUUUUUUUUUUUUUCUGUCUCUUGGCCUCGUCCAACCACCCCGGAAUUGCCCCUGCUGCAGCCAUCGCAACAAGUUCCCACUCGCGUUUGUCUUGCGUCAUUCCGGGCUUAUCACCA
Aspergillus steynii IBT 23096 is the source of this 977-nucleotide messenger RNA. RefSeq lists its product as uncharacterized. The record is from RefSeq and is a predicted model, not a curated record. Lineage: Eukaryota; Fungi; Ascomycota; Eurotiomycetes; Eurotiales; Aspergillaceae. Bases 241 to 810 code for a protein of 189 amino acids. The transcript has 2 exons.